UUGCAGUAACAUGUGGUAAUUUCUGUCAACUGAGUAGUUAUGCUUGAAAGUCUUCGAUAUAUUUUAUUUACCUGAUCACAGUUAAAUUUUUUAAACAGUUUAGGGAUGGCUUCGCCAGACAAAGAUGAAGUUAAGAUAGAUGGCAGUAUGCUAGAAGGGGGUGGACAGAUUUUACGGAAUGCUGCUGCUUUAAGUUGUUUAUUAAGUUGUCCAAUAUCAGUGAAUAAAAUAAGAGCUGGGCGUAGUAAUCCUGGCUUGAGGCCUCAACAUUUAUCAGGAUUACAAUUAAUGGCUGAAAUUUGUAGUGGUAAAUUAAAUGGUGGAAGAGUACAGUCAACAGAAAUAUCAUUUAAACCAGGAAAAGUGAAGGGAGGCAAUUAUUUGGCUGAUACUAAAACUGCUGGGAGUAUAUGUUUAUUACUACAAGCAGCACUGCCAUGUUUGUUGUAUAGUGAUAGUCCUAGUUCUUUAACAUUACGAGGUGGCACCAAUGCUGACAUGGCACCCCCAAUAGAUUUCUUUAAUCUGGUUUUUGGACCUAUGACAGCACAGUUAGGAGUACAGUUUGAUUUCCAAAUUAAAAGAAGAGGUUUCUUCCCAAAGGGUGGAGGAGAAGUAAGAGUAGAUAUUCAAGCUGUAAAAUGUUUAAAUAGUAUAAAAUUAUUAGAAAGAGGAGAUAUAAAACUUAUUACUAUACAUUCUUUUGUUGCGGGAAAUUUACCUCUUAAAGUAGCCCAGAUAAUGGCUGAUUAUGCUGAGAAGAAAAUAAAAGAGUUUUAUCGAGAUGUUGAUAUAAAACAAGAUGUUAUUAAAGAACCAGAACAUGGAGCUGUGGGAUCUGGUUGUGGUAUCAUGGUAGUAGCAGAAACCACAAAUGGUUGUUUACUAUCUGGUUCUGGGCUGGGUAAAAAGGGUGUACCAGCAGAGAAAGUUGGUACUGUAGCUGGUCAGAUGUUAGUAGACAAUUUACAGCAUGGAGGAUGUGUAGAUGAUUAUUUACAAGAUCAGUUGAUAUUAUUAAUGGCAUUAGCUAAAGGUAAAUCUGAAGUAUUGUGUGGUCCUGUAAGUUUACAUACACAAACAGCUAUACAUGUUGCUCAGUUACUAUCUCAGGCUAAAUUUAAUAUAAAGAAAAUUAGUGAAACAACAAAUAUGAUAGAAUGUGAAGGAAUAGGAUUAGAAAACCAGUGAUAUAUACUUUCUGAAUACUGUAGUGCUGAGCAAUAGGCUCCCUAAGUGUUCUUUAAUAAUGGGGAUAAUGUCAACUUAAUGGUGACAUACCAGUACAUGUAAGACUGAGUUGCCCUAUGUCAUCAGUGCUGAGAUAAUUUAUUGCUUAUUUGUCAUGUUUCUUUAAGACUAUCAAUAUGCUGUAUACACAAACAGCUCAAGGUCAAGAAAUAAUCCAUUUGGUAGAAAAAUAUAGUUACAGGGAAAUAAAUAUGAUAUUUAAGAUGUUAUUAAUGACAUUUCUAUAUUCGGAAUUUCUUGUAGAUGCAGUAGGUAUUGUCGUAUUGUCGUCAAGUUAAAACUAAAAUUGUUUUAAUAAGGUUGUUAUUUAAAACUUUUCUAUGCUGUAGGAUAUUAAUUAAUCAUUUGUUUUUUUAAAACAUUUGAAUUCUGUAUUUACAAUUAUUGUACUUAAUUAGCAUGAAUUUACCAUUUGUUAUUAUAUAUUUAUUUACCAUGACUUUUUAAUUCCUCGGCUGGGAUGCCGAAGGCAACCUGAAGGGAGGUUCGGGGUGUUAUCCUGCCUAGCAAAUGAUGAAAAUUUGAGUCAAUUUCCUGGCUUUUUCUGUCAUUGCUGGGAGGUAAUGAACUAGUGGAUCAGAAAUGGGAAGAAGCUAGAGAUCUGCCUGUCAAUUCUUCCUUUUUUGUGAGAGUUAGUAUAAGACCACUAUACGGAGCUGUUAAUAUUUAGGGACUGGACCUAGGAGGAGGAGAGGGGUGCUGUCACCGUGGUGCUACGCUGCUGUAAACAGAGAUAAACAAUUUGAUUUGGCGAUGCUUUGGAGCAUAAUAACUUUGAUUCUAAUUCAAUGGGACUGAUGAAACUAGGAGUGUAGUUUCAUUACAUCAAUACCUUGGCCAAAAUCAAUAAUGCAAAUUUUCUACGAUUAAAUUACUGGAUGCUUUAGAAAAAGAUAAAUGUGCAAUUGUCAUCUAUUUAUUUUAGGAUUACGGUGGGUGACAUCAGCCUUACUUGUUGUUGCAUUCAUAAGCCAAUAUUAUUGUUCGAAUUGCCAAUUUCCUGGCGAGCGUAGUGUGCCAUUUAUUGGCCUAAAAUAAAACUGUGCUAUAAAUGUUGCUCAAAUAACUAUGAUAAAAUUAACAGUUUUGUAAAUGUAUUAAAGUAGAUCUAAUAAAAUACAACUUCUUGACACAUUAAGUGGGUUAAUGUCCAUUAUUUAAAUUUAACAAAAAUAAUGAAUUUAAAGGUCUUCUUUAGAUAGUUAUCUACAUGAUGCAAGGUUUGCCGAAUGGUUUGUGUGUGUGCGCUGUAUCAUAAGGUCUGUCAUUCAGUCAGCUGGCUUGGUUUUGAUUCCCCAUUUGUAGGUGACAAGGAGUAUGGUCGCCUGUCCAACCUCGUAGGUUUUCUCUGGGUCCUUCGGUUUCCUCCCACUGCUAAAGACCCCGACUUGCAAGGAAAUUAUUGAAAUAGAGUUGAAACUAUGUGUUAGUCCCAAAAUAACCUAGUUUGUGUCGAGUGGACAUUAAGCCCCAUUUCUCUCUCUCUCUUUAGAUUCCAUUCUGACCUCAAUAUUCAAGGAUAGAAAAAUGUUAUUCUGCUGUAACUGACUGACUUUCUAAGACAGAAAAAUGUUAUGUCAUGAAAUAAGUAGAAGGUAAUGAGAAUUUGAGCUGACCAUCAUUUUAGAGCAAUUGGAAUCCCUUGCAAACUACAAUAUUGUGAAAGAUUAAUCCCUAAUAGCAAUAACAAUCCAAAAAUUUGAUUCAAUUUGGUAUAUACAAAGUUAUGUUGAAUUAAAAUUCCAUCGAUCUAUGUUGCUUGCUAUGUAUUAAGCCUGCCACCAUUUUGUUGAGCAGAAUUGAUAGGCCUUUUUUAAAUCUGAUUGAAUCCAAGUAGAGAGGUCUGAGUAGAUAUUACUGAAGAUUAAGCUGAAUAAAAUUUGAUAUUUUAGUGAAAAAUCCAAAUCAGGUAUUGUUACUUUAAAAAAAAACAAGGACUAAAAAGAAAUAAAGACAAGUAUGGCAACAUUAACCCUUGUCUUGACAAAGUUACCUAUAGCUAGAGGGUAGGUAAUCUACAAAUGUCAUGUGCAUGUUAUAUAACCCAGGUUUUUCAUGUCAAGAUAAUUAAUGCUGAUAUGGGUUGGUAGGUGCAUGAAAAAAAAAUAUAUCUUUCACUUCAUCUUUAUGACAUAACAGUGAGCCAAGUCAUGUAAUUCUUUAAAACAAUCGGUUUAUGAUACAAUAUGAAUAAUCAAUUGUUGUAUAUUUAAGUAAAGAAAUGGGUUUGUGCUCCAUCAAGAAAAACAGAAGAGUCUGAGACUGUGUUAAUUCCUAUAUGAAAUUAGAUAUGAAUCUUGAGAAACAGUUUUAUGUGUAAAACUAUAAAGUUGUCCUCAGUAGUAUAAUCUUGGGUAUUCAGCAAAAAAUAUAACCUCCUGUAUUAUUUGAAUUUACAAUUUUUACUAUUUAAUAUAUUUUAAUUCUGACUCCUCUUACAUAAAGAUAUUUUAAAUUUGAAUCUAGUUUUUGAAACCAUUAUUAUCAUAAGAUACAAAUUAGUAUUGUUUAUGAAAAUAUGUAAGGCAUUCAUUAUACUUGACUUUUAUUUUAAUUUGAGACAAGAAAUGUAGUAGCAGUUUUCUAAAAACAACUUCUGGUUUAAAAUAUUUUAAAUAAAUAAACUGUUAAUGGAUUUUUGUAAUCGGUGAACAAAUGAUAUGGGGAUGGGGUCAUCUUUUAGUUCAGACUAAAUUAUAAUCUAUCCACCAACUAUGUACACUCAUUAAAGCGCAAUAGUUACACUAGUUUCUCACAGAUGAAAGUCAGAGUGCAGGUUUGUGAGCCUUCGGCAAAUCUUUCAUAUUAAUUUUGAUUAACUGUUUAUUUUAAAGUAUAGAUCAUGCAUGCUUCGGGCUUUUCUUGGUAAUAAACUUGAAGGUAUGAUAUUUAUGUCUUUCAACUCCCAUUGUCUUUAUGCCUAAAGCCGGGGUUUUGUCGAUCUUAGAACUGACAUUAACUGGUUUCAACUGACUUCUACUGAAAAUGGGUCCACCUUAAAGCAACGACGAUAGUUCCAGUCGGUUGAAGCCAAUCAUUCAAUUUGGACUGCUCAUAAAUUUUCGAUGAACAUGUGAUCAGAAAAUUCAAAAUAUGAAUGUAUAUAAGUUUAUAUACACUAGUAUUACAUUAGUAUGUGCUUUUUCGCCCAUAUUUACGUAUGUGCUUUUUCGCCCAUAUUUACGUAUAUUUUAGGUUCCAAAGAAUCGAAAUUUGCCUUCUUUAAAACUACUAAACAUCCACUCGGUACAUCUAUGAAUGAAUGAAUGAAUGGGGUUUAAUAUCCUACUUUUCUGCACCAACUAGGCGUACGCCAUAGAAUGGGUGUGCUAUGGGGGAUAUUUUGCCCGUACAGCAUAAUUAAAUUCCAACUGCCAGGAUUUUUUUUACAUCCACGCUGUGUACACUGUGCCUCAGUUAUUUCAUGGGCCUUAUAAUAUAAGGUCCAUGGGAUGACUGGAGUAAUCCGUACAAUCGAAACAACAAGACCCAUUCCUUGGCAGCCCUUCCAUCCUGCACCACUUUCCACUAUCAAUGGGAAACCACGCUGGGAACCACCCUCUAUGAAUAAAGCCCCUAAAGAGAAUUUUGAAAAUGACCUGACCAAUUUGCAAUCCUGUAGAAUAUUUUGUGUAGUUUUCUAUAGAAAUUCUAUAAAAACAAUUUACGGUUACAUUUUCACGUGGACGUGCCGGCAAUUAGGCCUAUAAGGCGUCGCUCUUCUAGCUCGGUCCGUUCAUAUUUUGUUUGUGAACACUUACAGGUCACAAUUGUUAUUCGAUUUUGAUGAAACUUAAUGUAUAUGUAUUUUUACCAAAACCAACUUGAAUGAAUUAAUAUAAAAGUAAACUCUUGUUUAAAAACAAUUACGUAUUUUUGUAAUGGUUACAAAUAGGUUUUAUUCCACUUUGUUUUUAAAAGAAUUUCUGUCCCUAGAAAUUAUGUCCAUCCUGUAACAGAGUAUUAAAUUAUAAAAUAAUAAAUGACCCCUUUUGUUGACGAAUGAUGUCCCCUUUGUUGACCCCUUUGUUGACGAAUGAUGUUCCCUUUGUUGACGAAUGAUGUAAUUUCCUGUGUUAGUUUCCCCCCCCCACCCAAUAUUUUAUAAAUAUGAUAUUUAAGAUGUUAUUAAUGACAUUUCUAUAUUCGGAAUUUCUUGUAGAUGCAGUAGGUAUUGUCGUCAAGUUAAAACUAAAAUUGUUUUAAUAAGGUUGUUAUUUAAAACUUUUCUAUGCUGUAGGAUAUUAAUUAAUCAUUUGUUUUUUAAAACUGAAUUCUGUAUUUACAAUUAUUGUACUUAUUAGCAUGAAUUUACCAUUUGUUAGUAUUUGUUUAUUUACCAUGACUUUUUAAUUCCUCGGCUGGGAUGCCGAAGGCAACCUGAAGGGAGGUUCGGGGUGUUAUCCUGCCUAGCAAAUGAUGAAAAUUUGAGUCAAUUUCCUGGCUUUUUCUGUCAUUGCUGGGAGCUAAUGAACUAGUGGAUCAGAAAUGGGAAGAAGCUAUAGAUCUGCCUGUCAAUUCUUCCUUUUUUGUGAGAGUUAGUAUAAGACCACUAUACGGAGCUGUUAAUAUUUAGGGACUGGACCUAGUAGGAGGAGAGGGGUGCUGUCACCGUGGUGCUACGCUGCUGUAAACAGAGAUAAACAAUUUGAUUUGGCGAUGCUUUGGAGCAUAAUAACUUUGAUUCUAAUUCAAUGGGACUGAUGAAACUAGGAGUGUAGUUUCAUUACAUCAAUACCUUGGCCAAAAUCUAAUUGAAUGAGACUGAUUAAAUUACUGGAUGCUUUAGAAAAAGAUAAAUGUGCAAUUGUCAUCUAUUUAUUUUAGGAUUACGGUGGGUGACAUCAGCCUUACUUGUUGUUGCAUUCAUAAGCCAAUAUUAUUGUUCGAAUUGCCAAUUUCCUGGCGAGCGUAGUGUGCCAUUUAUUGGCCUAAAAUAAAACUGUGCUAUAAAUGUUGCUCAAAUAACUAUGAUAAAAUUAACAGUUUUGUAAAUGUAUUAAAGUAGAUCUAAUAAAAUACAACUUCUUGACACAUUAA
Molecule: messenger RNA, 6291 nt
Organism: Patella vulgata (common limpet)
Lineage: Eukaryota; Metazoa; Mollusca; Gastropoda; Patellidae
Product: RNA 3'-terminal phosphate cyclase
Exons: 11
Coding region: 106-1191 (361 amino acids)
Biological process (GO): RNA processing
Cellular component (GO): nucleus
Molecular function (GO): RNA-3'-phosphate cyclase activity
Source: RefSeq, a predicted model, not a curated record